Protopterus annectens (West African lungfish) is the source of this 2830-nucleotide messenger RNA. RefSeq names its product metallo-beta-lactamase domain containing 2 (gene MBLAC2). Bases 98 to 934 code for a protein of 278 amino acids. NCBI's taxonomy places the organism in Eukaryota, Metazoa, Chordata, Ceratodontiformes, Protopteridae. The record is from RefSeq and is a predicted model, not a curated record. The transcript has 2 exons.
GUAAAAGUUUUCGCCUUUGAUUGGUUUUCUGUUUCCAACGUUCACGUGUAUUCGUGCACAACGGGGGGAGCUGUUGUUGAUUUUUGGUAGUCCCGCAAUGUCUGCAUUGGAGUGGUAUGCUCAUAAGGCUUAUGGAGACGGAAUUUACUGGAUCCAGGAGCGAUUUUAUGAAUCUGGAAACCGUGCUAACAUUUGGUUUGUGCGUGGAUCGCAUCAAGAUCUGGUGAUCGACACUGGGUUGGGUUUGCGCAGUCUGCCUGAAUACUUGCAUUCAGCAGGGCUCUUGGAAAAUGAGUCCAGUGGUGGUCGUAGUAAGCCUUUACUUGCCGUGGCCACCCAUGUUCAUUUCGACCAUUCUGGUGGACUUCACCAGUUCGAUCAGGUGGCAGUGCAUCGCGACGAAGUGGAUGCAAUUGCGAGGGGAGAUAAUUUUGAGACUGUAACCUGGUUGUCCGACAGCGAGAUCGUCCGGUCUCCCACCCCUGGAUGGAGAGCCAGUAAUUUUAGAGUGCAGGCUGUGCAGCCCACCCACAUUUUGCAAGAAGGUGAUGUCUUGAGUCUUGGGGACAGACAGCUAACUGUCAUGCAUAUGCCUGGCCAUUCAAGAGGAAGCAUCUGUUUACUUGAUCGGGAUAAAAAAAUACUGUUCAGUGGGGAUACGGUGUAUGAUGGAUCAAUGAUUGAUUGGCUUCCAUAUAGCAACAUUGGGGACUAUGUAGGGACAUGUGAGCGCCUUAUAGAAUUAGUGGAUCGUGGCCUUGUGGAGAAGGUGCUUCCUGGGCACUUUAGCACAUUUGGAGCAGAAAGGCUGUACAGGUUGGCGUCCAAUUACAUUUCCAAUUCUGGGGUUUGCCACAGAAUGUCUACAUGUGCUAUAAGGUCCUUUGCCAGUUUAGUUCUUCAUGCCACAAAUUCUAGGGGUACCACGUCCUGAUAUCCGUUUCCUGAUACUGUCAAUCAUCUUGAUCUCAAUCAACAGCAUUGAUUUUGCUUGUAAAAAUGUACGUGUUUACAGAGUACCGCUGUGCUGGCGCAUAUAUUGAUGGUGUGUGUGUCUGUGGAAGCAAGCUUUUCCAUUGUGUUAUGGAAGAAAUAAUCGUACAACAAAUGAACUGUUGUAUUCUUACGUAUAUUCAAUAUGUAUACCCAUUGCCUUCUCAUUGAUAACAUUAAAACAUAGUUAACUUGGCUUGGCAGAGGAAAUGAAGAUCUCUUCCACAACCAUUGUUUAUUCAUAGUAACAAUGUAGCUUGUUUUUGCUAUUGUUAUGCUUCGUAGCAAUGAACUAGAAGGUAAGUCACAGUGACUAAGACUUGGUUUAGAACAGUGUAAAUGAGGGUUGCCAUUUUAAUGGUUACUUACUGUAAGAUGAAAUUCUAGUGUGAGCAAACCUAGUGAGGCAAGGUAUGGAACCAAAAAUUACAUUUUUAAUCAAUAAAAAAUUGCACUAUUAAAAUGAUGUUAUUUCAGAAUUAAAAUGUCCACAAACAAAACUCUGUUAAAAGUAGUAAAAAAAAAUAUAGAUACUCCAUUGGCAAAGUUAUGAACAUACUUGGGUAAGGCGGUUGCUUAUGUGGCCUUUUAAGUGUUUGGGAAAGAGUUACAUAUUUUGAAAAACAGUAAGACUUCUCCAGUCCUUGUACAUUGAAAUUGUGCUUUAGCCAAGUUAUCUGAAAAAGAAGCCUAAGGGAUGUAUAUUGACAAAUGUCCAGUCUAAUGCACUAUACUACUAGUAAGGAUAAUUUGGGUACUUGAAGUCAGAGGUAAAGUACGUUAGUAAGAGUCACAGACAGUGAAUAAUUUCAGUUAUGAAUUGUCUUAGAGAACAUACCCACUGGACUGCUGCUUUUAUUGUAGUAUUCCAUAUUUGCAGUAAAAUGUUGGGAGAUUUAACAACAUAGUAUUCACACACUGUCUUUGCUGCAGCAUAAACCCUAACAGAAAGUCAGAAUGGAUUUAUUUCAAAUUCCAACAUGGAGGGGGGCAUGUUAAGAAAUGUGAGUAACAUGUACACCUAACAUCAUAUAAAAUGAGUAACCGUGCUGCGGUGCUUCUGAAGUGGAGCUGGGUAAAUCACAAUCCAGGUUUCGGAUGAAGCAGCUGCUUUGUAGUUUCAAAAAGCAGGUUAGUGGUAAAGAGUGCAGUAAAAGGAAUAAAGUUAUUUUGCCUCUCCUUCUAAUGUAUCUUUUUUUCAUAUUUAGUCCUAAUUUUUGAGUGCUUGUAAGAACUCUGGCAUGAUGGUGGGAUCAUUAAAACUGACAUGUGCAUGGAGAGUGGGGCACCCUUACCCAGUGCACAUUGUCAUUGUAUCUCUUUUCUGAAGAAUGUACUUAUUAUUGUAAACUUGGUUGUACACAAACUUUAAGUUGCUGUUUUCACAUUUCUUGAAGGAUGAGAUAUACAGUUGUUCUAUCCAUUAACUGAAUUCAGUUGUAUACUAUAGUAAAAAUUAUUGCAUAUGUUUAGAUGAAAAUUGCAUUCUGAUUUAAUUUGUAUUUACAGUUUGGCCUUGCUGCUGUUAAGAUAUAAUACUAGCUACUGUUUAAAAGAUGUACUGUAUAAGCUCCUGAAAUAUAUCAGAAAUUAUAUGGAACUUUUACCGCUAUCAGUUAUGAUAAAAACUUAUGUUUGCCAUUAUUGUUUAAAGAAAAUAUGAAUGUGCACUGUAUUUAUAUUAAAGUAUUUUAAAGGAUUGUAAAAUAUUGCACUGUAAACAAAUAGCUGAUUUUUAUUGUUGAAAGACUUUAGUAUAUUUCUAAUUUAUCUUUAAAGUGUAUCUUGUGGUACAAAGCAUUACAUCUGCAUUUGAAUAAAAAUAUUUAGCCUUGUU